Messenger RNA from Pangasianodon hypophthalmus (striped catfish), 3867 nucleotides. It is a transcript of the gene meltf, whose product is annotated as melanotransferrin. The transcript has 16 exons. The coding region runs from base 233 to 2407 and encodes 724 amino acids. NCBI's taxonomy places the organism in Eukaryota, Metazoa, Chordata, Actinopteri, Siluriformes, Pangasiidae. Gene Ontology annotation, biological process: iron ion transport. Gene Ontology annotation, cellular component: recycling endosome; plasma membrane; early endosome. The record is from RefSeq and is a predicted model, not a curated record.
GCGCUCCUGCCUUGUACGUGUCACUUGAGGUGUAGGCCCAAUUUGAUGAUCCAAUUUCAUUGACAAUCAUGCGCAUUUGAUGAAAAAAAGAUUAGAGACUGCGAUUAUUGAACAAAAAAAAAAAAAAAAAAAAAGACGACUUGGACUUUGUCUCGGGUUGGACUUUGUCCUGCAGGAGGCUUUAAAGCAGGCGGUGUUGUAAACGCAGCAGUUGAGUGCGCAGUUGGGAGUCAUGGGCGUGUGGACUGCACUGAGCGCGCUGCUCUUCAUCACACACAGCGUGUGCAGCCAAACCAGCAUAAGAUGGUGCACAAUUUCACAACAGGAGCAAGUCAAGUGCAAUGCCAUGGCCACGGCAUUCAGCAGCGCCUCUAUCCGGCCUACGCUGCGCUGCGUACGCACAAACUCCGUCACUGAGUGCGCGCAAAAACUCAUGGCAAAUGAAGUUGAUGCAUUUUCUACCAGUGCCAAAGACAUUUAUGAGAUUGGAAAGCAGGCCACAUUCAAAAUUGAUGCAGCAGAGUCCAGUUCUGAUGGUGAAGGAACGUCAUAUUAUGCAGUUGCCGUGGUGAAAAAGACAAAUUCAUACAUUAACAUCAACAAUCUAAAGGGGAAGAAGACAUGCCACACUGGGAUUGGGCGUACAGCUGGGUGGAACAUGCCCAUAGGCUAUUUGAUUGACAGUGGAAGGAUGUCUGUUAUGGCCUGUAACGUGACGCAAGGAGUUGCAGAAUUCUUCAACGCUAGCUGCAUUCCUGGAGCAACAGGCCAGGCUCCGUCUCUGUGCCAGCUCUGUGCCGGAGAUGAAUCUGGAGGCCAUAAGUGUGAGGCAAGCAACAAGGAGAAAUACUACUCAUAUAAUGGAGCCUUCAGGUGCCUUGUUGAGGAUGCAGGAGAAGUAGCUUUUGUUAAGCACACCACAGUUGAUGACAACACUGAUGGAAAAGGGGACCUAUGGACACAGGGUCUCAAUGCUGCUGACUUCAACCUGCUCUGCCCAGAUGGAACCCGGAGUCCUGUCUCAGAUUACAGACGCUGCAAUCUGGCCCGAGUGCCAUCCAGAGGCAUUGUGGUCCACAGUGACAUCGACAGCUCUGUGAUAUUCAACAUGCUUAGAGAGGGACUGCAAAAGUCUGGCUUUUCUAUUUUCUCCUCGAUGGCCUAUAAUGGUGAAAACCUGUUGUUCAGUGACAGCUCUAUGAAGUUUAUCCCUACUGGAAGUGAGGACUACAUUCAGUGGAUGGGACAAAAAUACUAUAACAUACUGAAAGCUAUGGACUGCUCAGCUAAUGAUGUUCCUGAGAUCCUGACCUGGUGUGUGCUGUCUUUUGGAGAGCAGAAGAAAUGUGGAGACAUGGCUCUAGCCUUUAAAAAAAAGGGACUCUCACCAAACAUCCAGUGUUUAUAUGGAACAUCUGUGGAUGACUGCAUGGAGAAAAUACAGAACAAAAAGGCAGAUGCCAUCACUCUCGAUGGAGGCUAUAUCUACACUGCAGGGAAAACAUAUGGCCUGGUGCCUGCUGUGGGAGAAAGCUACACAGGGGACAGUGACGGCAGCAUCUACUAUGCUGUGGCUGUCUUAAAGAGAAGCAACAGAGACAUCCAGAGAUUCAGUGAUCUGAGGGGACGGACAUCCUGUCACACAGGCUAUGGCAGGACUGCUGGCUGGAACAUUCCAGUAGGUGUGCUCAUUGAGAAAGGCCUUAUCAGACCAAAGAAAUGCCAAGUUGCCCAAGCUGCUGGAGAGUUCUUCAGAGCAAGCUGUGUACCUGGUGCCAAUGAGCCUGGAUUUCCCAGCAACCUUUGCACACAGUGCAUUGGAGAUGCCAGUGGCCAGAACAAGUGUGUUAAAGGCCAGGAUCUGUUUGAUGGUUACAACGGAGCCUUCAGGUGUCUGGUUCAGGAAGCAGGCGAGGUUGCAUUUGUGAAACAUUCCACAGUCUUCCAGAAUACUGAUGGCAAUGGUACAGAUCCUUGGGCCCUCAACUUGAACUCGAGAGAUUUCCAACUGCUGUGUUCUCAAGAGUCUCGUGCUGAAGUCAAUCAGUAUAAACAAUGUCACCUUGCCCGUGUCCCCUCCCAUGCUGUGAUGGUCCGGCCCGACACCAACCCUCACAUCGUCUUUGGCCUUUUGGACAAAGCUCAGCAAUUCUUUGGGGUCAACACUAACUCAGACUUCAAGAUGUUUGACUCCAGUCAAUAUGAAGGAUCAGACCUGAUCUUCAAAGACUCCACAGUAAGCUUAAUUGGUGUUGGUGAGAAAAAGACCUAUGAGGAUUGGCUUGGCCAGAGCUACAUGGAUGCCCUCUUAGCCAUGGAGUGUACUUACUCUUCAGCAGUGGUAUCUUCGGCCUCUGUACUACUGGUGAUCAGCUUGGCUGUGCUCUUCUCUCUUUUGGAUGUGUAGCAGGUCCACCAGCUGCCCAAACUAUCAUAUUACUCCAUUUUAUCCUGAUCGUUCAUAUCAUAUAUAUAUGCAAGUCUACUGUAGCAAAGCUACUGUAAACUAUAUCCACCAGUGACUUAAACAUACAAUGAGCAUACACUUGGGUAUAGAUUUUUUUUUUGCCUAUUUAUCAAAACUAAAUCGCAUAAAUCAGCAUUGCUUUUGAUGUAUAAUUUGUUCAUGAUAGAUAUAUAUGUAUGCUACAUAUAGUAUCUGUCCUAAAUGACAUGUUAGAUUAGCACACCCUUAAGAUUUUUUGCACUCCUUUAUCCACAGCAAGGACAUUUCUCUGUAACUUUUUGUUGCAUUCUGCUGGUAGUCUUGGGAUUGGACAUUAGCAUAGAACUUUAACUUCUGAGCUAUCACUGCUUACUUGGUUUAGUUGAUAAUUACAAUGAAGAAUGUCCGUACUAGUCACAGAAUUUAUUCAGUGUGAUUCGUAAAGCUCUUAAAUGUUAGAAUGAUUUCAUGAGACUAGGAUCCCCAAUCUUUAGGUGCAUUUUCUCUGCCUUUUCUUGACAGCAAUGAUUUCCAUUUUCACUGUAUUUGUUGAAUAUUUAUCACUGCACACACUUUUGUAGUAGUGGUUAGAUACCUGAGGGCAACAGUCAUAUCAGUGCAUAUGCUUUGCCUGUUACAUAUUUAUUGACUUCAGUGUUCUGUGAAUGUCUGUUUUUUUAAUUAUGCACUUGAAGGCACAUGCUGUAUUAGGAUAUGUAUAUUCUAGCUGGAAUCUUUAGUUUCUUUUAUAUCACUGACUAUACACUGGUGUAUGACUUCUGAGUAGAAAAGGACUAAACUGAUUCAUGUAUUUUUACCUUAUAUUUCUCCCAGUGAGAGAAGUAUCAAGAUUUUCCUCUUGCUGUUUGAGAAUCUAUAUUCAGGAUCAUAUUUUCAAAAGCAACUACAUGUUAACUCUAUGUAUUUGUUAGCAAUAUGCAACAAAAUAAAGCAACACAUAUUAUAGUUAUAGGUUUUGCUGCAGGAUUGUGCAUUGAUAUGGCUCUAUCAUUUAAUUUUUUUUACGCUUAAUGAGAAUAACAUCCUAUUCUGAAUUUAGCACCUUUACUUAUGUUUUUUUCCCCAAUAGAGCACUUAGUAUAUGACAAAUUUAACUAGAUUACUAUUCAAAUUUCUCAUGAGCUAUUGAAUAUGCUUUGUAGAGCUGCACUGUUUAUUUUACUGAUUCAAUUUGUUUAAUUAUCACUGAGAAAUGUAUUUUUAUACAAUGUUCAGAUUCCAUAUCAGUGUAUAUGUACUGACACACUGAUUUCUUGCUUUACUGUAUUGCAAUUUCUUCAAUGAAAUGAUUGAGAUGUAACUAAUAUUUAGUUGCCAGGCCAGUGAGUCUGCUGAAGUAUUAUUACAUGUUGCCCACAUAGGGUUCUUUGCUGUUCUUUUCAAUAAACAUGCAUAGUAAA